AUGAGCAAAUCAUCUAGGGAAGAAUUGGUCAAAGAAACCGAAAUAGACCCACAGUUACAGAAGUUGAAGGAAGUAAUAGUCACUGAGACGAAUUAUAAAAGUCUGUUUAAAUCUAAAAAAGAAAUAGUUCCUAAAGCUCUGAUCCUAAAAAUGGUGAAACGAAUUCAGACUGCUCACCUGGGCAUCCAAAGUUGCUUACGGAGGGCACAACAGUUAUUGCAUUGGAGAGUACUCAACCAAGAUGUGAUAGGCUACAUAGGAAGAUGUCCAGUUUGCCAGAAACUCAAGAGAGCUAAUAACGAAGAACCUAUUCCAGAAUUACGUAGAGGGACAGAGAAUAAAAUUCUCAAACUUCUCAAUCCUCCUAUAGAUCAAGGGAUACAACAACUAUUCCGGAUUCACAGACAUCAAAUUGCUGGGAAAUUAACAGCCACCGAGACGAUAGAGCACCUCAAAAAUUGUUUUUCGGUACAUGGAAUUCCAGAAGUUAUGGAUGAAUCUCAGUUUGCCUGCAGAGAGUUUAUGGAAUUUCGAAAACGAUGGGGCUUCGACCAUUCAACAUCCAGUCCACGCUUUCCAAGGGACGGUGGUCUUGUUGAAAAAGCGGUUUCAACGUCCAAACAUAUCUUCAGAAAAUGUUUAAUGGACGGUACAGAAGUGCAAUUGGUGUUAUUGAACUACCGAAACACGCCACGAAAUAACAACACUGUAUCUCCCAAUCAAAGACUAAUGAGCCGAACAACAAGGUCAACAUUACAAAGCUCUCACGCUAACAUAAAACCGACAAGAAAAGCAGAAGAUAGAACAGCAAGAGCUUCAAAUAUAACGCCAAGGGAUUGGAAACAGGCAGUGGUGGUAGAAGAAAUGGACAGAAAAGCCGAGUUCGCUUCGAAAACGGCAGUGUUGAGAAGAAAUACGACACUGUGA
Messenger RNA from Zophobas morio, 927 nucleotides. RefSeq lists its product as uncharacterized. Gene Ontology annotation, molecular function: nucleic acid binding. The transcript is spliced from 5 exons. The record is from RefSeq and is a predicted model, not a curated record. Lineage: Eukaryota; Metazoa; Arthropoda; Insecta; Coleoptera; Tenebrionidae. The coding region runs from base 1 to 927 and encodes 308 amino acids.